UGGCUCAGAUUUGCAUACCGAACCGGGUGGGUGCCGGCCCGGCCAUGAGGCUUGGGCCUUGGGCGUGGCUGUUGAUUCUCAGCUGCCAUGAUGUAGAGGCGAGCCGACACGUCGCCGCCCUGGAAGAGGAGGAGUCGUCCUACGUGGUAUUCCUGCAGACGCACCUGCAUGGGAAUCAGAAGCGGAACGUGACGUCGGCCAAUGGAACGUCUAGCAGCAUCAACAGAACUGCGACUCUCUUGAUGCAGAACCAGACUGCUGAGACACCGACGAAGGUCAGCUUGACAAGCAACCACAGCAAAAAAUCUUCGAAGGCCAAGACCAGCCUCCUACAACGUACCACCAAGGCAGUGAAGGUGCCAGGUUUCGGCGACUAUGUGAAGGCCUUUGCCGCUUUGGCUGCCGAGACGACAGCCUCCGUGGGUGAUGCACUGGGAGGUAGCUCUGAUGAUGAUGAAAAUCAGGAUGAGGCAGUUGGGACCUCUGCCGCAGUGGGUGCCACCAUUGGUGUUGUAGUUGGUGCAACGGUUGGCGUUAAUUGACACGGUACAAUGCCAGAACCGCUUUGUGAAAAGAGCUCCUUUCAGGGGCGUUUCUCGUUUGUCCAUGUUUGUAGGCUGCUUUUCGGAGCUUCUUUCAGCCCGGUUUAUAGUGCGGAAAGCAUUUCUCGACUAUCUUCAUGGCAGUUUCCCCCGGAGUCCUUUGUGCCUGUUAGAUUUGCUCCGUGUCUCAUGAAUUUCGCAGCUUGUGGGUCGAACAUGUACAGUCAACAUGGAUGUUCUGUGUCUUUCGGCCCAACAUAGCGUGCCUGUGGGAUCUAUGCAUCGCGCUGGUGCCCUUGAAGCCGUGACAGUGCCCACGGCCAUGUACAGCCAGGAGAUUGACUUUACUGGGAGCUCAACUGGCUCACAAGCUCAGGUCGGCAUCGCCAGCACAAAGAUUCCGGUGUCGAAGACGUUCAUUCACUUUCCAACUGAGCAGGACUGCAAGCGGAGGUGCUAUUCCGCUCCGCCCCGCAUCAGGGCAGCUGUUGCGAAGGCAAACGGCAGUCACGAUGAAGGGGGCUUGCAGUGCAGCAUGACCACAGAAGAGCGCCGGCAAGAUCAGUUGGAUGAUCACAACGCUGGGCUUUCGCCUCCUGAACAGCGGUUUCAGGCCAAUCAAGGACUGCUCCAACAGCCUGGGUCUCUUCCAACACCUUCGCAGGUGGUGGCUGGAGCUGCUUGCGCUUCCUCGGGCCAGAGCUCCUGUCCUUCAGCCCAGGGCGCUCAGAAAGAACAGGCCUUCCCUUGCGUCAUUUGGGGCACUUCGCAGCUAGGCUAUAAUGGCCAGAUAGUCUUGGUGCUUGCGCUGCGCACAAGAGAUGGAAACAAGAGAGCUCUUGCAGCAAUACCAUCUGCAGAAGGCAAGGUGCUUGAAAUCACAGCAGAUGUGCUGCGGCGACUACCUCGAGCAGACAGGCUGCCAGAAGCCACGUACUAUGCUUUCAGGACCAGUGAAGAUGAGAGGGAGACCAAAGGCAGAAUGUUCAGAAAAGCACAGACUGGGGAAGAAGAGGAACAAGGACAAACCCACGGCACGCUUCUUCUGGAAGCACUUGGUGGUUUGCACACGCAAGAAGUGGAUCGUUCACGCGUUUGUGAUCUAGGCUGCCCAGAAGAGAGGAAGGCAGCAGAAAGGGAGUGGGUCACCAGCUUGAACUCGCGGAAGGGAAAACUGCAUCAGAUCAAGCAAGAAUGGAGACAGAGAAUGCUAGAAGCAUCCUUUGGUGAGAAUCAUGAAGGAGAUUGCAGAGAUGGCACUAUCGAUCGGGCUGAUGCACUCUCUAUUCCAGUUUUCGACCACACUGUCGUCACCUCUUGGAGCUUCCGGCAAGCCAGAGGUGAGGAGACUUGGGAUGGGCUCAGUCAGGCUUCCACUGAUAUCCCCACUGAUUCUGAGUGCGAGCUACUGUUGUGAGCUGGGAUCAAACUGGCAAGUUUGCCAUCACUCCAGCUGCAAGUUUUCAGGAAAUAUCAGGGCAAUACUUGCCUGGAAUUGCCAUUCCGAUCUUCCCUCAAAGUCCUUGAAGUUGCAGGAAUCUAGAGGGCUCAAUUGGUUUGCAG
This is a messenger RNA of Durusdinium trenchii, 2105 nucleotides long. The record is from the annotation of a GenBank genome assembly. NCBI's taxonomy places the organism in Eukaryota, Dinophyceae, Suessiales, Symbiodiniaceae.